Vespula pensylvanica (western yellowjacket) is the source of this 537-nucleotide messenger RNA. Its product is annotated as larval/pupal cuticle protein H1C-like. The record is from RefSeq and is a predicted model, not a curated record. Bases 62 to 340 code for a protein of 92 amino acids. NCBI's taxonomy places the organism in Eukaryota, Metazoa, Arthropoda, Insecta, Hymenoptera, Vespidae. The transcript has a single exon.
GACAGCAUCGUCACAAGUCGUCGAAAAUAGAAACUAGUGGGAACACCGAAGAAAUUCAACCAUGUACAAGUUCGUUGUAUUGGCCAUCCUCGUAGCCUGUGCUGCAGCUGCACCUGCACCAGGAUAUCUCGGCGCACCUGCGUCUCUCGUCGCUGCUGCACCAGCCGUGGCUUAUUCGGCUCACCCAGCGAGCCUCGCCUACACUGCACAUGCACCGGCUCUUGCCUACACCGCUCAUGCAGCUCCAGUUGCUUAUGCCGCACAUGCAGCCCCGGUUGCAUACACCGCACACACUUCUCACUUCGCUUAUGCCGCACCAGCCGUCAGUCUCGUUCACUAGAUCACGAGGAAACCGUGGUUAUCGAUGAACGAUCGAACGAAUUGCGACGAUGUUCAAAGAGAAACACGACUACGACCGACCGACCUCUCCUUUUCUUUUUCGUUUCAUCAUGAAUCUUGAUGUUAUAUACGCUGUUAUGAAAAUCUUACGAUUAUGAUAAAUAUCUAAUAAAUGUUAUUAACGCAUUUCAAUUGAAA